UUAUUAAUAAUGUAAAAAUUAAUUCAAAAUGGGCGUGGUACAAUAGGCGUGGCUAUCUGGCCGCCUGUACACAGUGGUGGUCUUUAUCAGUCUUGAUGGAGAUUAAUUCUGUCAGUGACCGUUAACCAUCUUGCAGAGUGACCACUGAGACAGGCUUUAACUUAGAGCAGAUUAAUUUACAAUUACCAUUUUCAUUAUUGUGGGUGGGGCUAGCUACUGUCUUGCUAGCAAAAUUCAGCAAAUCUCGAGUCAAGAUGGAGAAAGGAAGUGAAGCUCGGAGUGAACACUACCAAAGCUGCCCAUCUGAUCAAGCUUUAGCAGGUAAAGCUCCUGUAUGCAGCAGUUGCCCUGGCAGACAGAUUUGCCUAACUCAAGGAGGUUUUGAUCCUGAUCAAAAGUUUGUAGACAUCAGAAUGAAUGCAAUAAAGAAUAAAAUACUAAUAGUAUCUGGAAAAGGAGGUGUAGGUAAAUCUAGUAUAUGUGCUGGGCUGUCAAUGGGGCUAGCUCAGCUCUGUGGAAAAAACAAAGUUGGCAUUGCUGAUUUAGAUAUAUGUGGCCCAAGUAUUCCCAAGUUGUUGCAAGUUGAUGGUCAGUCUGUAGUCAGUUCUGAGUAUGGUUGGCAACCUUUACAGUCCCCUCUUGGCGGAAUCAAAGUUAUCUCGACCGGAUCACUGAUACAAGAAAAUCAAACUGCGAUAGUCUGGAGGGGACCAAGAAAAACAAGUCUGAUUAAAAGAUUUUUAAAAGAUGCAUUCUGGGGAAGGCUUGAAUAUUUGUUUUUUGAUACACCUCCUGGUACAUCAGACGAACAUUUGACAAUAAUUAAAUUAUUGCUCAAUGCUAAGCCUGAUGGUGUCAUUAUAGUGUGCACUCCUCAAGAAGUUGUUUUGUCAACAAUAAGAAAAGAAAUUAAUUUCUGUCGCAAGAUGGGUAUCAAGAUUCUUGGUCUAAUCCAGAAUAUGGAUCAGUACAUGUGCCCAUGCUGUAAUGAGGUUGUAUCAAUGUUUGAAGAUAAAGGAGGAAUUAGUAGACUGAUGAAAGAGUAUGAUGUAUCUUUAAUAGGAAGAGUGCCUUUUGACCCAGAUUUCGUGAAAUGCUGUGAAGAAGGAAAGAGUGUCAUUGAAGAAUAUCCAAAUUCACAAGCUAGCACAGAACUAAUGAAUAUUGCAAGAGUAGUACAUAAACAGACACAUGACUAUUAAUAAUGUCAGAAUUAUUAAUUAACUAUUCAUUCUUCUUGCAUUGCACUGACAACCAUCUUUAUUAUAACAACUGAUCCACCAAA
This is a messenger RNA of Amphimedon queenslandica, 1285 nucleotides long. Its product is annotated as cytosolic Fe-S cluster assembly factor NUBP1 homolog. The record is from RefSeq and is a predicted model, not a curated record. The coding region runs from base 255 to 1202 and encodes 315 amino acids. Gene Ontology annotation, molecular function: ATP binding; ATP-dependent FeS chaperone activity; iron-sulfur cluster binding. Lineage: Eukaryota; Metazoa; Porifera; Demospongiae; Haplosclerida; Niphatidae. Gene Ontology annotation, cellular component: cytosol. The transcript has 12 exons. Gene Ontology annotation, biological process: iron-sulfur cluster assembly.